Molecule: messenger RNA, 4554 nt
Organism: Misgurnus anguillicaudatus (oriental weatherfish)
Lineage: Eukaryota; Metazoa; Chordata; Actinopteri; Cypriniformes; Cobitidae
Biological process (GO): peptidyl-tyrosine dephosphorylation; negative regulation of MAPK cascade
Cellular component (GO): cytosol; cytoplasm
Molecular function (GO): MAP kinase tyrosine phosphatase activity; protein tyrosine/threonine phosphatase activity; MAP kinase tyrosine/serine/threonine phosphatase activity
Source: RefSeq, a predicted model, not a curated record
AUUCUUAUAUUUUAUGUCUUUUCUAGCUACAUAUUGUACAGUUUUCUUGCAUGUGUAUUGAAUGAUCGAUACUCUUUGGCGAUGUUAAAAGCACGCAUGCGCUAGUUGAGUAAAUAUAUGCAGAAAAGCCACCGGUGGAGGAUGAGCACUUAUGAUGAGACAUAGACGCUCAUUUAACGCAGUGAUGUUUUUGCAUUCGCAUCGUAUGUGCGUUUAUAUAAGCGUGUGUGUGUGUAAUGAAUAACAUUUGAUCGUGAUAUAUCACACCAUGCGUUUGUAUAACAUUGUCUCUUUUCAGAAGUGAAGUGUGGGAAUGCACCAGUGCGGAGGGGGUGGAAGAUGGAAACCUUGGAAAAAUGGGGCAAAGACUUCAAGGCAUCUCAUCAGCCGGAUAGGAAAGAUUAUUCCAAACAAAAUGGCAUGAUUGCCAAAAACCUGCUCAACUCUCUCAAGAUUCGCAAUCGUUUGCAGCUGCAACCCAUUUCUCGUUCAGCAUGUGCUACUGGCUCCUGUCCGGAUCUGAUGAGUAGGAACGAGCAGCCAGAUCCUCGGCCACUGGCCGUGGCCCUGACACCCCAGCUGCCCCCCAGAACCCAUCGGCCCCUGUGUCUCUCUGUGUCCUCUGACAGCAAUGGACGCUUCAAAGCUCUGGAGACCCAGGAGUGGAAGAACAACCUUAAAGCUCAGAUGGAACAGGCACACAGUGCCGGGGCCGCCAGCAGCACAGGUUCCCUGGAGAGAGCGUCGCUGUUUUGUGCUUCGGGAUCCACGACCACCUCUGGCUCCGGCCUCUCCAGUCCAGUGGAGCAUCUCACCAAGAGCAAGUCCUCGAGUCGCUUCUCUCUCUUCUCCCCUCCAUGGAACAGCAGCUCCGAGUCCGACUCCAACCCUCCGUCUCGCUCCGGAUCCAAGAAAAUGCGCAACUACAGCCGCAGGGCGGUUCCAGGCGGUGCCAAAACAGGCCCCGAGACCCCGGAGCCCAAGCAGAGCAUCUCUGAGCACUUCCAGUACUCGGAGCCAGUCAUUUCCAAGGUCACGGACUACAUUUACGUCGGAAACCUGAACGCCGCUUACAGCGGACGCACGUUGUGCCGUAACAACAUCGACAGCAUCAUCGACAUGAGCAGUCUUCCUGGAGAGACUUGUCUGAGACUUAUUCCCUGCACUUGUUCGAGGGCUGUCAAGCACAGCUGGUCUCGGCUCAAAGUGGACAUUAGCGAUCUCCCGGACGCUUUCCAGGAAGGGCUGGCCCUUAAACACCGCUGCUUCGAGGACAUCAACGAAUGCAUCGACGCGUCCACGGAAAAGAGGAAGCGCGUGCUGGUGCAUUGUCGUGACGGGUUCUCUCUCGCCCCCACCUGCAUUAUUCAGUACCUCAUGGUGAAACAAAACAUGAAGCUCAUCGCCGCCUAUGAGCUGCUCAGAGCCAAACACCCUGUCAACAUUCGCGAGUCCCAUCAGAACGUUCUGGUGAGUCUCGAAAGAGCCCUCAGACCGGGUGGCAACACGGACCCAGAGUGCUUUAAACAGGCUAUUUCUCGCAAAAUUGCCUGGACCUGAUGUGCAGGCACGUUUUGUACUUGGUGUAUUUAUUUUUGUGUUAUCAGUGAAGGCAGCUUUUGUUUGUGUUUUAAAGGAAUAUUAUACGAAAAAUGAAAGUUGUAUCAUUAUUUUCACUUACGUUUAUGCUGUUUCACCUGAAACAUUUUGAAAAAAGAGAGAAAUUUCGGAGAAUGUGCCAAGUUUUUUUCGUACGGUUACGAAGAAUAACAAGUUGGGCUUUCGAACUAUAUAAGUAUGCAAAAGCAUCAUAAAAGUAGUCCUUGCUACUUUCGUUGCUGCUUCGCUACACUGCAAAAAAUGAUUUUCAAGAAAAAAUUCUUAGUAUUUUUGUCUUGUUUUGAGUAAAAAAUCUAAAAAAAAUCUUAAAUUAAGAUGCUUUUUCUUGAUGAGCAAAACGACCCAAGAAAAUAAGUCUAGUUUUAAGACCAAAAAUAUCAAAGUGAUUUUGUGCAUAAAACAAGCAAAAAAAAUCUGCCAAAGGGGUAAGCAAUUUUUUCUUGAUUUUUUUUCUUGAUUUUAGUGUAAGAUUUUUUUGCUUGGUUUAUCUUGGUUAGUCUAAAAACUAGACUUAUUUCUUGGGUCUUUUUGCUUAUCAAGGAAAACAUCUUUAUAUAAGAAUUUUUAGAUAUUUUUACUGAAAACAAGACAAAAAUACUAAGAAUUUUUUUCUUGAAAAUCAUUUUUUGCAGUGUACAUGUGUCAAAAGUCACACUGCAAAAAAUGAAUUUCUUACUUAGUAUUUUUGUCUUGUUUUCAGUAGAAAUAUCUAAAAAUUCUUAAUUCAAGAUGUAUUUUCUUGAUGAGCAAAUUACCUAAUAAAAUAAGUCUACUUUUUAGACAAAAAAUAUACAAUUUAAGUGAAUUUGUGCUUAAAACAAGCAAAAAAUCUGCCAAUGGAAUAAGACAUUUUUUGCAGAAUUUUUCUUGUAUUAAGUAAAUUUAAGAAAAAAUGUCUUAUUCCAUUGGCAGAUUUUUUUAGAUGUUUCUACUGAAAACAAGACAAAAAUACUACGUAAGAAAGUCAUUUUUUGCAGUGCAUACAAGCUAGUAAUAAUGACUUGGUUUUCAUUUUUUGGAACUGUUCCUUUGAAACGGAUCUUGAUUUCAAAGUGCGCGAGUACUAAUUGUGACAAUAAGUCGAAAACAAAGCUGGAAAAUUUGAGUUAUUUGUUUUGCUUAAACUAAUAAAUCAAAUAAACGUACAGAAGCUUUGUGCAGCUGCUAAACAAUGGGAUGUGUUUGGAAAUAUAUAUAUUUUUUUCUUAAUGUAGUGCAGGGUUAUGGUGAGAGAGAAUUUGGCGAGAGCUCUCAGGAGACCAAAUGAUGUCACAUUUGACUGCGAAACACCACUAUCAACGUUGAAACAUGGUAACCGAAACUAAACAAAAAUAUCGUAACACAGGUACAGAUGGCAAAGCACAACUUUUGUUGCACUCCUUUGAUUAGCAACUGGUGAUAUAUUUGUCAUAUAUUGGUGAUAAAAUAUUUUUCUGUGUUCAGGGUUGAAAAGAUACAAAGUAAGAGUAGUCCUCUAUGAGGAGUCAUUUCAUUUAUCGAGUGUCUUUUCCAAUAUAAUAUUCAAAUAUGGAUUUCAGUGCUUGGAAAAAUGUGAAUUUUGUGAUUGUGUAAGCAUUGAAACCCCCCACUUUUUCUUUUUAUGGAGUGUUGGGAUUAUGAAUUGUGGAGUUGCAGGCUUAAUAUUGCACUAACCACAAGGAAAUGCACAAGUAAAGAGUUUUUUUUUCCUCACGUGUGGCUUAGUUUGAUUCAAUGUUGCGCAGUGAACCUAGAUGAAAAAUAUUUUUGAUGACGAUAAUGUUUAUGCUUGGCUAUAUUGAUUGUUGUUCAUGGUUUCUAUUGUUAUUUCAUUUAGCCAUUUUGAAAAAACGCAACAACAACCCAGAUAGCACACGCACGUCACGCACAAAUGUGCGCAUUUUCAUACGAACAACAACAUUUUGUGUGUAAGCUAGUGUUAGAUAUGCCAUUGCAACAUUAUCUUUUGAGUGUUGUAUAAAAAACGAAAGUUAGUGGCGUUUUACGAUGCGACAUAUCAACGCGACUAACUUAUUUUUAACUAUAAAGUAUUUUUGUUGCUUAUAUUGUAAAUAGUGCAUUAUAUUGAUAUUCACAGGAAAAUGUUAAUAAUGAAUUUGCUAUUAUAAAGCUACACAAAUAAAAAAUUUCAUGUUUUACAGAUAAUGCUGAUAAUUUUUAUUGGCAUCUAUGUGAUAUGCGUGUGCUCACUGGGAUUUGGCUCUUUUGACGCGGCUUCUGUGAUCAUUAUAUUUUCAUAUUUCGUACGCGGUUUGGUAACGAAAGAACCUCCUGAGUUUUGGUGCCUUUUGUUUGAAAUUGUCCAGUGUGAUUAUUGUGACAUUCACACACGCACACUGUAUGCACACAUCAGGUAUUAACGAAAUGUUGUCUUUAUGCUUUGACAUGUUCAGGAAAUGCUCCAUGUCGGUGUAAUAUUGUGCUCACAGUGGCUGUAUUUUAAGCAGUGUGAUGGUGAUGUCAGUCGAUGUGACCUCUCUUUUACAGGCCUGCUAUUAGCUUAAAACAUUAGCGAAGCUAUAUUUCGAUUCAAAUGAAACAUUUACCGUCGCUUUAUUAUAUCCAUUAGCCUAUUUGCAUAUAUUUUUGGAUGGUUGGUCUCUCCCCAUAAAGGUCUAACAACAUGAACUCUCAGGUUAACUUUAUUGGCCUAGAUAGAAAACAUUCUCGAAUAGUUAGAAACCAGAAUAAUGUGAGGCGAUGUAUUUUCGCGUAUCACGUUUUUGAAGUACAAUGCAUUUGUAUAUGUUGAUAUUAAAGAGAAGUUGAUGCACUGUUGACUUUGAUGUCUUGUUGAAUUCAUUUUAUAUUCAAAAACAAGUGAUAAUGUUAAAAUAUGCUUUAAAGGUGCAGUGUGUAGGAUUUCUUGAGAGAAAUGCAAUAUAAUGUACAUAACUAUAUUAUCAGUGGUGUAUAAAGAUGUUACAUAAUGAA